Molecule: messenger RNA, 2091 nt
Organism: Arachis stenosperma
Lineage: Eukaryota; Viridiplantae; Streptophyta; Magnoliopsida; Fabales; Fabaceae
Product: glucan endo-1,3-beta-D-glucosidase ARB_01444-like
Exons: 1
Coding region: 3-2060 (685 amino acids)
Molecular function (GO): endo-1,3(4)-beta-glucanase activity
Source: RefSeq, a predicted model, not a curated record
UAAUGGCAAACACAACACACUUAGAUGAUGAUGAACAACCUUUUCUCUUCCCACUCACAAACUCCAAAGUGCUCCCUGACCCUUCAAAGUUCUUCUGUAAAAACCUUUUCUCUUCUGCUUUGCCUACAAACUCAUUCUUCCAGAACUUCGUCCUCAACGAUGGCAACAUCCAAGAGUAUAUUCAUCCUUACCUCAUCAAACCCUCUGAUUCCUCUGUUUCUCUCUGCUACCCUUCUCUCUCUGUCUCCUCACGUUCCAUGCAACAAGUCUUCACGCAUGAUCUCACUAUCUCUUCCUCAACAGGUUCUCAUUCCCGCCAUGUUAUAUCUUCCUUUAGUGAUCUCAGUGUCACUCUUCAUUUUCCUUCUUCCAAUCUCACUUUCUUCCUUGUCAGGGGAAGCCCUUAUGUUACUGUUUCUUUGUCUCAAAAUGAAUCUCUUUCUAUAACCUCUAUACAUAAAAUCUCUUCUUUUUCUUCAAAUGCUUCACCCACUAAGUAUUCUCUUGAGCUUGACAAUGGUCAGAAAUGGCUUAUCUAUACUUCUUCAUCACCCAAAUUUAGCUUCAGCCAUGACAUGAAAAUCACUUUCGCCAAUGUUUCUUCUGAUGGGGCUCCUGUGAUGCUUCGGAUAGCAGUACUGUCAGAUUCAAGCUCAGUAAACGAGGCUAUUCUUGACAGAUACAGCUCUUGCUGCCCGCUUUCUGGAGAUGCUUUGUUCACUAAACCGUAUUGUGUUGAAUACAAGUGGCAGAAUAAAGGUUUUGGUAAUUCGUUGAUGUUAGCUCACCCUCUCCACCUUCAACUUCUGUCUAAAUAUGAGGGUAAUGUGUCUAUUCUUAAACAUUUUAAGUAUAGAAGCAUUGAUGGGGAGCUUGUUGGUGUUAUUGGAGAUUCAUGGUUAUUGAAAACUGAUCCUGUUCCUGUGAAUUGGCAUUCAAACAGAGGUGUCAAACAAGAAUCCUAUGAUGAAAUCAAAUCAGCUCUUUCUAAAGAUGUUGAGGAUCUAGAUUCUUCUGCAAUAACAACUACUUCAUCUUAUUUUUAUGGGAAAUUGAUAGCAAGGGCAGCAAGGUUGGCUUUGAUAGCUGAAGAAGUUGAUUUUCUUGAUGUGAUUCCAGUGGUUAAGAAGUUCUUGAGUGAAACCAUUGGUCCAUGGCUAGAUGGAACUUUCAAUGGGAAUGGAUUUCUAUAUGAUGAAAAAUGGGGCGGAAUUGUUACGAAACAAGGUUCUACUGAUCCAGGUGCUGAUUUUGGCUUUGGAGUUUACAAUGAUCACCAUUAUCAUUUGGGAUACUUUCUCUAUGGAAUUGCAGUGCUUGCAAAGAUUGAUCCAAAAUGGGGUAAGAAGUACAAGCCUCAAGCCUAUUCACUUAUGUCAGAUUUUAUGAACUUAGGAGGAGGAAAAGCAGAACAUUAUCAUUCAACUAUGAAUCAUUAUCAUUACACACCUUUAAGGUGUUUUGAUCUUUACAAAUUGCAUUCUUGGGCCGGAGGACUAGCCGAAUUUGCGGACGGAAGGAAUCAAGGGAGCACAAGUGAAGCUGUAAAUGCAUACUAUUCAGCAGCAUUGUUGGGUUUGGCAUAUAAUGAUACAGAACUUGUUAUAUUAGGAUCAACUCUUGCAGCAUUGGAAAUUCAUGCAGCUAAAAUGUGGUGGCAUGUGAAUGGAGAAGGAGAUAGUAAUAUGUAUGAAAAAGAUUUUGUAAAAAAGAAUAAGUUAAUUGGGGUUCUAUGGUCUAAUAAGAGAGAAAGUCGAUUAUGGAUUGCACCUCCUGUGCGGAAAGAGUGUAGGCUUGGGAUUCAGCUUAUGCCAUUGGUACCUGUUUCCGAAUUCUUAUUUUCUUAUAAGAGUUUUGUGAAGAAGGUUGUAGAAUGGACAAUGCCUGCUUUGGAUAGAAAAGGUGUUGAAGAUGGGUGGAAGGGAUUUGUGUAUGCAUUGGAAGGAGUUUAUGAUAAUGAAAGUGCUUUGGAGAAGAUUAGAAGCUUGAAGGAUUUUGAUAAUGGGAACUCAUUUAGUAAUUUGCUUUGGUGGAUUCAUAGCAGAGGUAGUAGUAAGUAGUUUUGAUUAUGAUGGCAACUCAUUCGGUCAU